UGAAUGGCACCGAGAUUCCACCAAAAUACUUUCAGUUGCGAGCGGACCUCUGCACGGAGUGGAACAAAAUCUGAAGAGCAAAGAGUACAGUCCGCGGAAAACGUUCAAUUAAUAGAAGCAAGAAGCCACAUAUAUAAUCUAAUUAUUCUCGUAUAUACCCCACAUAUAUCUCGCCUGUGCAUAUACGAACCCCGUAUAUAUGUAUCAGUGAACAAAAAGUUGUUAUACAUAAAAUAAAUUGCGAAAGAAGAAACACCAUUAUCAACUAAAAAUAGUGACCGAUUCUCAAAGGAAUACAAAUUUUAAUAACGAAAGACCCCAAACGACGAGAACGAAUCAAUUAUACAAUUAUAACACUAUAAACUGUAGAACACACCAAAACGAGCAGACACGCGCACGCAUGUUCGCGUUAAGGGACUAAAGCACAUCAGAACCGUAACCGAUCGCAGGAUGACUUUCACCCGCCUCAAGACUCUCUCGCUGCUCGUGUGUGCUCUGCUGGCCCUGAGUUUUCCCGGACAUGUGAGUGGCGCAGGCAACAACAACAACAAGAAGGGCUCGCAGCCAGUGGCGCCUCCGGAGCCGGAGGCCGUCAUCGAGGAGGUCAAUGCCAAGCAGCUGGAGAAGCUCCUGGCCGACAAGGAUUACGUGGCCGUCUUCUGGUAUGCGCGAAGCUGCGUGACCUGUGAUAAGGUUUUAGCGGAACUCGAGAAAAUCGACGAUGACACCGACUCCUUCGGUGUGGACUUCGUGAAAAUCAACGACAAACGACUAGCCAAACAGUAUGGCAUCAAGAACUUCCCCGCCCUCACCUACUUCAGGGAGAAGGAGCCCAUCAUAUACGAUGGCGAUCUCAUGGACGAGGAAGGAGUGCUCGAUUUCCUCACCUCCUUGGAGGCCAUGGACUUGCCCGAUCGCAUCGAGGAGGUCAAUGCCAAGAUAUUGCAGAAGAUCAUCGAGGACACCGACUUCGUAGCCGUUCUGUUCUGUCCAGAUCAUGAAACAUGCCCGCCCCGGGUUAUGGACAAACAGCAAUGCCGCAAGUGCGCCAAGGCCUUGCAGGAGCUGGAGAAUAUCGACGACGAGGCUGACCAGCUGGGCAUCGGGUUUGUGAAGAUACACGACGAGGCCUUGGCCGACGAAUACAAUCUAGGCAACCUGCCAGCCUUGGUCUAUUACCGCCACCAGACUCCGAUCAUAUACGAAGGUGAACUUCAGCGGGAGGAGGACGUCUUGGAAUGGUUGGUGCAGAAUAAGUCGACGGGCGAUGAAGAUGAUGUGAUUGAAGACGUCACUUCGAAGACUCUGUCGACGCUGAUCAGCAAUAUCGACAACCUGGUUGUGCUGUUUUAUGAUCAUGGAAACGACGACUCGAUGACCGUGUUGGAGGAGCUAGAGCAAAUCGACGACGACUGCGACAAGCAUGGCAUUCAGUUUGUGAAAAUCGACGAUGCCAAGGCGGCAGCCGAUUACGGAAUCGAUUCGAUUCCGGCCAUUGUUUACUUUGAAAAAGAAAUUCCAAAUGUGUACGACGGCGAUCUCAUGGACGAGGAGCAGAUUCUGAAAUGGUUGUUGGGACAGUUGGAACGGGAUGAGAUCGAGGACGUCACCGACGAAAUGCUCGACACAAUGAUCAAAGAAGGACGCGUCAUUGCCGUGCUGUUCUACGACAACAACGACAAGAAGUCCCAGAAAGUACUCGAGGAGCUGGAGAACAUUGACGACGAGUGCGACGCAUUGGGCAUUACUUUCGUGAAGAUCGACAAUCCCGAGGAGGCCGUUGAAUAUGGCAUCAAUAAAGUUCCUAAACUGAUAUACUUUGAAAAAGGCAUUCCAACUAUUUACGAGGGCAAUCUGGAGGACGAGGAGAAGCUUCUGAAAUGGCUGACAGACCAAACGAGUUCCGAUCAAAUCGAGGACAUCACCGACGAAAUGUUGGACUUAAUCAUUGAGAAAAUGCCCCACGUUGCUGUUCUUUUCUACGACAAAGACCAAAAGAAAUCACAGAAAAUCCUCGCAGAGCUGGAAAACAUCGACGAUGAGUGCGAUCAGAACGAUAUUGCCUUUGUCAAGAUCGAUGAUGACAAGGAGGCCAAAGAAUGGGGUAUCGAUGAGAUACCAUCGAUUGUACUCUUUGAACGUGGAAUUCCACACAUCUACGAGGGUGAUCUGAUGAAAGAGGAUGAGCUGCUUGGCUGGUUGGUGCACCAGAAGCGCUAUUCCGAAAUUCCCGAGGUCACCGAUGAGAUGAAGGACAAGUUGGUCGAGAACACCGAGCACUUGGCGGUUAUAUUCUACGACAAGGACGAUAAGCAGGAUAUGCGCAUCCUGAACGAACUGGAGAACAUUGAUGACGAGCUGGAGAAGGAGGGAAUUGUCAUUGUCCGCAUUGAUAACGCCGCCGAGGCCAAGGAAUAUGGUCUCGAUCACUUGCCCGCCCUCAUCUACUUCGAGAACAAGAUCCCGGCCCUCUACGAAGGCGAUCUGAUGAACGAGGAUGAGGUGCUCGAGUGGCUUCUUGUCCAGAAAAAGACAGCUACUAUCGAGGAGGUUACCGACGAGAUCCUGGUCACUCUGAUCAACGAACACGAAUACGUCGUCGUCUUCUUCACGGGUCCCUGCGAGCCCGGAGAGACCUGUGAGCACACUCUGAACGCUCUGGAAAGCAUCGACGAUGAGUUGGAUGAGGCUGGCAUCAUUUUUGUUACCACUGAGGAUACCGGAAUCGCCAAGAAAUACAAUGUCAAGACCUAUCCACGCCUGGUGUUCUUCAGGAACCGUGAUCCACUUCACUUCACCGGAGAUCUGGACGACGAGGACGAGGUGUUGGCCUGGAUUACCGACGACGAGACCCUUGAAAUUCCCGGAAAAAUUGAGGAGGUCAAUGUGAAGAUGUUGGAUAAGAUCUUGGCUGAAAACGAUCACGUUGUCGUAUUCUUCUACGCCGAGGGCGAUAAGAAGGCCCAAAAGAUCCUUAACGAGCUGGAGAACAUCGAUGACGAAUGCGAGGAAAAAGACAUUGACUUUGUAAAGACAUCCGACGACGAUAUUGAUAAGGAGUACGACCUGCCCGGUCUGCCGGCACUUGCAUUUUAUAGACAUAAGUUUAGAACAAUUUACACCGGUGACCUGAUGAAGGAAGAGGAAAUUCUCGAGUGGGUUAUUGAUUUGCACGAGUCCACAGCUGAUGUCAUCGAAUCUGUCGAUCGUAAGACCCUGCAAGUUCUGAUCAACGAUGUUGAGCACCUGGCUGUGUUCUUCUAUGACGAUGAAUGCGAAUCGUGUUCGGACAUCUUGGAGGAGUUGGAGAACAUCGACGAUGACACCGACAAGCACGGAAUACAAUUUGUCAAGUCAAAUGAUGUUAAGCUGGCUCAUGAAAUUGGCAUUUUCGCGUUUCCAGCUUUGGUCUACUACGAGACCGGCGUCCCGAUUAUGUAUGAUGGUAAUCUCAAAAAUGAAAACCGUGUGCUGCAGUGGUUAGUCAAUCAAAAGAGCAAUGAUGACGGCGACAGUAAUGAAAAAAUUGUUAAAUUGCGCUAUCCCAAAGAAAGCGAUGAGGAUAAAAGAGAAAGAUUAAAGCGUCUGCAGAAUUCGAUUCGCAAUGAGAGAUUACAUAAAAAAAAACUAGAAACUGAUGAUGAUGAAAAUGGGGAUAACGAAGAUGAAACAGGGGAGAAAGAUACUGAUAGGGAUGACGAUGACGAGGAUGAUGAUGAUGAUAAUGAUGAUGAAAAUGGGGACGACGGGGAUGACGAAGAUGAUAAUAAUGAGGACGACGAGGAUGACGAAGAAGAUGAUAAUAACGGGAACGACGAGGACGAUGAUGACGAAGAUAAAGAUGACAAUAAUGAUGACGACGACGAGGAUGAUGAAGACGAUAAUAAAAUGGACGACGAGGAUAACGAAGAGGACAAUAAUGAGGACGAAGAUGAAGAUAAUGAUGGGGACGAAGAUGACAAUGAGGACGACAAGGAAGAGGAUGACGAAGAAGAUAAUAAUGAUGACGACGAAGAAGACAAUAAUAACGACGACGAAGAAGACAAUAAUAAUGACGACGAGGAUGACGAAGAAGAUAAUGAUGAUGAUGACGAGGAUGACGAAGAAGAUAAUAAUAAGGACGACGAAGAUGACGAAGAGGAUAAUAAUGAAGACGACAAGGACGAUGAGGAUGGCGACGAUGAAGAUGAGGACGAAAAUGACAACGAAGACAAUAACGGAGAUGACGAGGAUGAUGAGGACGGGGAUGACGGGGACGAGGAGGACGAUGACGAGGAGGACGGGGACGACGAUAACAAAAAAGACAAUGAUGACGAGGAUGAUGACGAAGACGGGGACGACCAGGAUAAGGAUGACGAGGACGCAACAGGGGAGGACGGUAAUGAGGACGACGAAGAUGAAGAAGAGGAUAUUAAAAGUAAACCAAAAUAUAGGCACACGGCCAAAGGUCGAACGAUACAUCGUCUUGCUGACCUUUGCUCAGGUCGGCUUAUAGAUGAAAUAGACUUGGGGAAGAGGAAUUCAAAUAGAAAUGCAUUUAACCAAGAUGACGAAUGUUUCUAUGUUGGAUUGGGUCAUGACGGCCAUUCAGCUAAGCGCGGCAACAAUUUCGUGCCCAACGAUUACAAACCAUUCCAAUGCUGUCCAACCAAAUUGGAGAAGUCAACGAAAGUUCCUAAGAUGACCGCCCAGCGGAUCGGGCAUAGCGAAGGCGACCAGGGCAAGCGUCCCAGCGGCGGCAACUUCCAGUUCGCCGGCCAGGCGUCCAGCAAAUCGUCCACCAAGCCGGCGGCCACCAAGAAGCAGGCCAAGCCCUCCAAGGACACCGAUGACGACGAUGAGGACGACGAGGACAAGCCCCUGGUGAAGGUUUCCUAUGCCAACAAGCGCUCGGGAGGAAGCAACAAGCCGCAGGCUGGCAAGAAGCCGGUAGGCAAGGGCCAGGACAACGACGACCAGUCGCAGGAGGUGGAGAAGGUAUCCAAGCAGAAGUCGGCGAAGAAGUCCGGCAAGCUGAAUGUCAAAUCCGGCAUUAAUUUUUUCCAAAAUCGACUAAAAAAUUUGUAUGAUAUCAUUUUUCAGGAUAUCUCUCUGUGGGAGUAAGGCAACAGUUUAACUGAAUGUGGAUAACCACAGACAGUUAGAUAGUGAUUGAUUGUAUGAUUGAAUGAUAUACCAUACUAAAGUAGCACGUAUACGCACUGUUGCCAACUGAUAGAACAAUUAUCAAACCACAACCAAUACCAAACCCAAAACCAAAACCAACUCAAACCUGUAUAGCCAGCCAAAGAACCUUCAAUGACAGGUUUCUAUAAUUAAAUGUACAUCAUCUGUGUGUGACUGCAAAAGACAACAACUAUGACAAGAACCAACUGAAAACUGAAUUCGCAGGCUGUGUGUCCUUGAAAUUGAGGUUUCCUCGCACUAACCCUGAACAGUCUGGCACAAAGCCAUUGACACAUCUUCUGUGCCAGAUCAGAACUUACUCCACGUUGUUCCACGUUAAGAAGAUCCACGAGUAGCAGAAUCACACGAAACCCGAAAUAAUGAUUAAUGAUCAAGAAAACCUACUAACCGAAACUUUGUUGAUAUUUUCGCUUUAACUUUCUUCAAGAGGGGCCGACCUGUGUAGGUCGAACCCAGGUCUAUAACUAACUAAACCACACAUUUGUUGCAUUUGCCAACGGAUUUCAACAAACUUUGUUCAAACUAAAAGCAAUUACUUCGACAAGCAACUAUAAAACUUCUGAGAACUUUCACUUGUAUAUUUAGUCAGCAAGCUUUGUUAUUAACAAAUUAAUGGGACAUUGUCUUUUGUCAAUAACGAACGCCUAAACUUUUUUGAUACUACUUCUUUUUGUCGCAAUAUACAAUUUACAUUUAUGUAGUUAGUCUAAUUUAAACAAGGGCCAAAGCAUAGCAAACGAACGAACAAACGCAUAAAAUAUUUUUUGAAACAAUUUACACCUGACAGUGCCCAACUGUUAGCUAAUUUAACUGAGACGUGUAACUAUGAGAGCCACAAACUGUUUGCAUAAUAACAACAUUAAGAACCAUAAUUUGUAACCACAACUUUUUAGAUAUGUUGCAGCAGCCUACAGGCCGUAUACUUAAUUUUGUUAUGGAAUCGAAAAUCCAAUAUUUCUCGCUGAACAUGGCCUCGCAUAUUGUAGCUCGCCAUUUUGUUUCAUUUGUUUUCUUCUGAGAGCGAUUUCUGUACCGCUCGCUGUUGUUUUGUUAUCGGUAUUUGAAAAAUAUCGAAUUAUAAAUCUUUAUCAUUAUGUUUUCUUAAGCUAAAGCCUACCAAUCUACACGCAAUUGUAACUAAAUCCAAUAUAUAUGUAAACAAAUUUUGUUGAACAGCAGCUGAUAAGUCAAGAUUUUCGAAAUGGAAAUUGUCAGAUCGUAAGAAUCAAACGCAAAUCGACAUAAAGCACUUUUGUAAACAUAGCUCCCGAAUGAAAUUGUAAGAAUAUUUAAUAAAAGCCAUCCAACUCAAUAAA
This is a messenger RNA of Drosophila simulans, 6503 nucleotides long. RefSeq lists its product as uncharacterized. The record is from RefSeq and is a predicted model, not a curated record. The transcript has 19 exons. The coding region runs from base 451 to 5103 and encodes 1550 amino acids. Lineage: Eukaryota; Metazoa; Arthropoda; Insecta; Diptera; Drosophilidae.